AUGUGGUCAUCCAGGCUGGAGACGGAGGAGAUGAGACGCCAAGGGGACCGGGAACUCAAGCUAGCAAUUCAGCGAGUUCACAAUAAUCUCGGUCAUCCUGAGCAGGCUUGUCGGCUGUUUCGGUGUCCUGAGUGCUUGCGCCUGAAAGCCCCGAAGAAGCAAAGACCCUCGAAACUGCCGAUCGCGGACGAGUUCAACGUCGCCAUCGGGAUCGACGUGUUCCAGGAGAAGGACUCUCAAGGAGACCAGUGGAGCUUCCUGAACGUGCUGUGCCAAGGCACCACUUUCCAAGUGGUGGCCGUGCUCCCCGACACUCACGCCAACCCGACCGCGGCAGUCGUGCUGGAGACGUUCCUGACUCAGUGGGUGAACUGGGCCGGCUACCCCGAGCGCGGUGUGAUGACCGACCGGGCGAAGUACUUCAUGGCGGAGUUCGCCGAGGACAUCGCCGACAGCGGCUGCUACCUAGACUCAGCGGCCAAGGCUUCGCCGUGGCAGCUUGGGCAGAUAGAGAGGCACGGCGACACUUGGAAGAACGCGGCACAGCAAGUUGCAGGGCGAGAAGAAGUUCAACUCGCCACGGCCGCCACCACGCAGGCCAAGAACGACCUCUCGAGAAAGUCUGGCUUUUCGCCAGGGCAAUGGGUGCUGGGCCGAUCCAUUCGGCUCCCGGCCAACCUGGCCGAUGAUGGAGAAGUGGCUCGAAUUGGAGCCCAGGCCAUGGCCGAGACGCCCAACACCAAGUUCUACCGCAAAAGCCAGCUGAGGUUUUCCGCCCGGGAGGUUUUCGUAAAGGCCUCAAGUGACGCCAGCCUCCGACGAGCAGAGCUUCGCAAAGUUCGGCCCAGCCGUGGCCCCUUCAAUGUGGGCGACUACGUUUUCUACUACGACGCCUCGUCGAAGGAACCCGGGCCCAACUGUUGGCGCGGAGUCGGCCGCAUCGUCGGAAAGGAGGGUGGCACACGCUAUAGCGAAGAUGAAGUUCAGAGCUGGACCGCCAUUGGCAACGAAACCGAGCUCAUGGUGAAAGACCUCCUCUUCCCGAACCUGGGGUGCACCGGCGGCUUUACCGGAGCCACCACCUUUACCAGCCGAGGUCGGAGAAUGGAGCUCGGGUUCCCUUUCUUCCUCCAGGGAGCAGAGGAGGAAGCAAGCUCGGACAGAGGCAAGACCAAGCUCGGAGACAGCCGGGCCGAGGGCACCACCGCCGUCCGCGUCAGAGGUCCCUGUAGAUCCCACCGGGGCCGAGGACCCCGACCUGGAGGAGAGCCCGGUCUAUGUAUUUCGAUCCCGAGAUCCAUGACUACCACGAGCCCUGUGGUUGAGGAUCCCGAGGCGGAGGCAGCCGAGAGAGAAGCCAAGCGGCUCAGAACCGUCGAGCCUGGAGAGACCGCAAGCUAUGCAGCCGAAACCUGUUGCGUUUAUGUGGCCUACGAGUCCCAGGCCUACCUGACGCACAAGGCCAGGGAGACUUACCGCAAGCACGAGUCCGCUUACCUGGCUUGGGGAGUUUCAGAGAGCGAGUUCCUCUUCGGCUUUAGGCGGAACGACUUUGAGCACAAAUACCAGGCGAUGGCUGCCGGCAACGCCCUGGAAGAAGACCUCUUCACUGGACCGGAAGGCUCCGACCAAAAGGAGUGGACCGCUUGGAAAGCCAAAGAGGCCGUGGAAUUCCUGAGCCUUGCCGAAAGCGCCCAAGUUCGACGCGAGAAGGCCGACCUCAUUGUGCCUACGAGGUGGGUGCGAACGAACAAGACCGAGGGCCUAGAGGGCAAAGAGUUUCAGGCCAAGUCCAGGCUUGUGGUGUAUUACCGAAGAGACGCCCCGACAGCCAGCGCAACGGCAGAAAGCAUUUGUCUUGCCAUUUGCGCGUUCUUGGGCUUCACCCUGUUGGCGAAGGACGUCAAGAAUGCCUACUUCAGCGGCCAGCCACCUCGCGGCGGCCUGCCGGGGCUUAAGCCGGGACAGCUCUUGAGAGCGAGGAAGGCCAUUUAUGGUUUUGCCGAGGCAGCCCGGAUGUUCUGGCUGGCUUUGAAAGAGCAUUUGGAAUCCGACGGUUGGGUUGAGAGCCGUCUAGAGCCUGCUCUCUUUUACCUUCGGGAACAAAGCGAGUUAGUCGGCAUCCUGGUGACCCACGUGGACGACAUCGAAGGCGGGGUCAAGGAUGGCUGGCUCGACAAGGCCUUCCAGAAGUCCUCCGUUGCCCUCGACUUCGCCACCAACCAUUUCCGGGACUUUAUCUUUAGACAGGAACGGCGGCGCCAGCUCACCGACGGCCUCACGCCACAAGAGCUGGAGACCUUCCAGAGCGUCUCGGGCGAGCUGGGCUGGAUCACAAGACAACUUCGUUGCGAUCUAGCAUAUGAGAACGGGGUGAUCCAAAGGUGCAAAGGUGACCCUUGUGUGGCGGACCUGGUGCGUUUGAAACAGUAUGUGGGGCAAGCCAGGCGUGGUGCCGACUUCCGGCAACGCUAUUGGGCUGAUGUGGACCUGCGCAACUGUGUGAUCGUGCACUUGGCGGACAGUGGCCACGCCAACGGGACCCCCGCCUACAAGGAGGAAACGCGUUACCGCAGCGUCGGUGGCUAUUUCAUCCUGGCGGCGAACCCUGAGAUCUUGGAGGGCAAGACGGCGCGGGCCAACAUAUUGGCCUACCACUCUUCACAGACCAAACGGGUCUGCCGAAACACGCUGGCGGCUGAGGCCAGCCAUUUGGCCGAGGCCAUUGAAGCUGGUGAUUGGGCCAUUGUGCUGCUGGAAGAAGCCCUGACGUGGCAAGUGGAUUUGAAAGGGUGGCCGAGCGUCAUCGAGAAGCGGCAGAGGGUGUAUGUCACCGAUGCCCGCUCCGUUUUCGACUACCUGGCUAAAGAAUCAACGAGCACCAGCAGCGACAAGAGGAUGGCGAUCGAAGGAGCCCUCCUUCGAGAGACGGUGCGCAAGCCUGGCGCACACGUGCGCUGGAUUGAUGGCCUACAGAACGUGUCCAACGUGCUCACCAAGCACAACGCCGAGAAGGACACCCUGCGGGAAUUCCUUCGGACGGGCAUGACCACUCUGGUCCAGACCCGUGAGAACCAGAAGCUGAAGGAGCGCAAGCAGGCGGAACGCCAAAGGCGAAAGGUGGCAAAGGACAAGGACGGCGAGGCUCAGGCUGACCAACGGCGACAGCGACGACAAGAAGCUGCUGCCGAAGCCGAGAACCUGCUGAACGACUCUGGUCCUGAGGCUGACUAUAAAGAGGGAGUGAGAUUCUCCAGAGUGCAGUACAGCCUCAGUCCUUUUAUCUGCGUGCCGGCCGACUUCUCAAGCUGGAUGCAAGCAGGCAGAAGUUUCACAGACUACACGUUGCAUGCUAGCCAGAGGCGCGAUGCCGGCUUCCCGCUGCAGGUCCACCCGAACGGCAACCUCAUCGCCGCGGGCUCCACCUAUUCCUCGCUGGAUGGCUACACCAAUGACGGUUUAACCGAUGCUUUGCUCAUGAGCUUCGACAGCACCGGCGCCUGGCAAUGGACCGUGCAGCGCGGCUCCGACAUGGAUCGCUUCCGUGCCCUGCAGGUCCACCCGAACGGCAACCUCAUCGCCGCGGGCUUCACAUCUUCGUCGUUGGAUGGCUACACCAAUGCCGGUUCAUCCGAUACUUUGCUCAUGAGCGUCGACAGCACCGGCACCUGGCAAUGGACCGUGCAGCGCGGAGGCUCCGGCGAUGACGUCUUCGAAGCCCUGCAGGUCCACCCGAACGGCAACCUCAUCGCCGCGGGCUACACAUCGUCCUCACUGGAUGGAAGCACCAAUGCCGGUUCAUCCGAUGCUUUGCUCAUGAGCUUCGACAGCACCGGCACCUGGCAAUGGACCGUGCAGCGCGGCUCCGGCGAUGACCGAUUCAAAGCCCUGCAGGUCCACCCGAACGGCAACCUCAUCGCCGCGGGCUACACAUCGUCCUCACUGGAUGGAAGCACCAAUGCCGGUUCAUCCGCUGCUUUGCUCAUGAGCUUCGACAGCGGCACCUGGCAAUGGACCGUGCAGCGCGGCUCCGGCAAUGACGGCUUCUAUGCCCUGCAGGCAGGGAGUGGGGGCAGCGAGGGAGCGCGGGUCGACCCGAACAACAACCUCAUCGCCGCGGGCUUCACAUAUUCCUCGCUGGAUGGCUACACCAAUGCCGGUUCAGAAGAUGCUUUGCUCAUGAGCUUCGACAGCACCGGCACCUGGCAAUGGACCGUGCAGCGCGGAGGCUCCGGCGAUGAUCGCUUCCGUGACCUGCAGGUCGACUGGAACGGCAACCUGAUCGCCGCGGGCUACACAUCUUCCUCGUUGGAUGGCAACACCAAUGCCGGUUUCCGCGAUGCUUUGCUCAUGAGCUUCGACAGCACCGGCACCUGGCAAUGGACCGUGCAGCGCGGAGGCUCCGGCGAUGAUGACUUCCAGUCCCUGCAGGUCGACUGGAACGGCAACCUGAUCGCCGCGGGCUACACACGGUCCUCACUGGAUGGCUACACCAAUGCCGGUUCAUCCGAUGUCUUGCUCAUGAGCUUCGACAGCACGGGCACCUGGCAAUGGACCGUGCAGCGCGGAGGCUCCGGCAAUGACUACUUCCAGUCCCUGCAGGUCGACUGGAACGGCAACCUCUUCGCGGCGGGUAUGACAGAGUCCUCGCUGGAUGGCUACACCAAUGCCGGUUCAUACGAUGUCUUCCUCAUGAGCUUCGAGGGAAGUCCGACCACCACCACGACCACCUCGACCACCACCACCAAGACCUCGAGCAGCAUGACCAGAACGAGUUCCACAACAUCCACCGUAACCGUUACCUCGAGCACCACGGCCGGGACCUUGGACCUGUACUGCAGCGCUGAGGAGCUCCCAUGCUGGUCAACCCCCUACGACGACACGGGCCGAGUCGAUGGUAGCCAGUUGCCGGAGAAGAGCUGCCACGCAGCAGUUACAGGCUGCCCCUGCGACGACACCUGGGAGAAGAGAUGUGAGUUCCAGGGCCUAUCUGUGUGCUAUCCCAAGGCCCAAGACUGUCCCCUGGAAUGCGGCGACUAUCCUGUUUGCUAUCACGCUUCGGGCAACAAGAGCUGUGCCGACAGUGCUGGGUGUAGCUGCGAAGACAACGAGCACCAAUGCCAAGACCAGGAUUCGGGUCUGUACAUCUGCCUGUGGAAGGAGCGGUUCCCGGGCUGCCCGAAGACUUGUGGAGAUGACCAGCUCUGCAGCAAGACGUACUUUGCGGAAGGAAUGCAGCGCUUCGAGGAGGAGUGCUACCCCGGACCCUGCCCAGACCCGUGGUGCGACAGCACUGCCAAGCAGUGUGCUGGUUCUUCCGGGACCUUCUGCAUCCCUCUGGAGCUCGACUGCCCUGAAGUAUGUCAGGGGCAAGAAUGUCGUGUGGACAACUUCGACGAGCAAGGACGAUUGCAGAGCUCUUCCACUACAUGCAUUCCUGAUGGAGAAGACUGCACUUGCGGUGACAAUGCUCUUCGCUGCGGCGGCCAGGGUGUGGACUUCUGUGCGGCAGCGAGCGAAGGCUGUCCGGAGACCUGCGACCUGGUCACCCACCGUUGGUGCUAUGGCCUGUCCUUCACAGCUGAUGGCCAGCGCGACCCAAGCAUACCGAUGGUGACGAGUUGCGUCGCCAACUCGCAGCCGUGCGUCUGCGGGGAGCAUGCGAUGGCAUGCAACUGGACGGCUGCAAGAGGGUCUCAGAGGGAAGAGUGCUUGCCAGCAGCUGAUUCCUGUCCUGAAGUCUGCGUGGGCGAGACCUGCAUCAUUGUCGACUACACUGUUUCCGGUGUGAUUCAGGGCAUUCGAGAGGAGUGCCUAACCGCCGACGUGGUCUGCCCGUGUGGGCAGAACGCCGUGAUGUGCGGUGCGGGCCAGGAAUCCUACUGCCUUCCGCGUCUCGGGAUCAGCCGUUGUCCCCUGGUCUGUCCAGACGGUGAAGAGCCCUGCUACCGACCGAGUUUUGAUGCUCAGGGCAAUCACUUACCCGCAGAAGAGACUUGUGUGCCAAUCGGGACCGGGUGCGGCUGUGGACAGGGCUCCUUCCCGUGCAGCACUGGCCAGGGCGAAGCAGAGUGCCUACCACUGGGAGGCUACUGUCCGCCCUGCGCACCUGGUGAAAUCGAGUGCCCGCUUGUGCAAAACUUCUUCCCGGACGGCAUGGAAGGCAGCAUGGUGCCUCCCAACAGGCAGUGUGCCGGAAGCCUGCUCGACUGCCCAUGUGGGCAUGGGGCGGCAAUGUGCCCAGCCCUCAAUCGCUGCAUCUUCAAGGGUGCGGCCUGCUGUGCGAUUGAUGAGAAGAUGUGUGUCGUCGUGGAUUACACUUCUGACGGCAACAUCACAGGUACUCGCGAGAUCUGCUGGGCACCGACCGCGCCGUGUCCCUGCGGCGCAAACGCACAGCGCUGCCCCGGAGCAGAGCUUUGCCUCCCUGCGUUGCAGAAGGCCGACGUGUGCCCUUGCGAGCAUUGGCAGAAAGCCUGCGAGAUCACGGAGUACAGCACGACAGGCGUGCCAGAGAUGUCUUGGAAGCUUUGCGUGGACAAGGAAGCGCCUUGUCCGUGCGGCCAGAAUUCGCUGCGCUGCCCAGACCCACUGGAUGCGAACGGCACCCUGUGCGUGGCAAAAGCCAUCAGUGGCAUUGCAAACUCCUGUCCGACUCCAUGCUCCCAAGAAGAGUGGGCUCGAGGCAGCCAGACUUGCGUGCAGUUUGACAUCCUCUCUGAGACCCGGAUCAUCCAAAGAACGAGUUGCUUGCCGUUCGGACGUUGCGACGCCGGCACGUCAAUGAAGACCUGUCCUUCUGGUGCCGCUCUACCUGUCUGGCAGCGCUGUGGGCUGGGUCCUGCUUCCAGAGGCAAUACCAGCAUUGAGGUGCUGGAGGUUGCAAGGGCGAUCAUACCGAUGGACCGGUUGCGGACGGGCGCGAGAGAAUCUUUAGCCGCGGCGGGACUUGAACUCCGAUUCCUGCUCGAAAUCCCAAGCGAGAUGACAACGGCCAUCAGUUUGUCAGGCAAGAUCCUUUCGUUUGCGGUCACUGGCCCAGCUCGAUCAGGACAGCUUGGCCGUGCAAAGAGGCGAUUGCAGGGCAAUGCAGGCAUCUGGGAGGAUCCCGGCGACUUCAUCUUGCGCCUGAGGGACAAGGCAACUCGCAGAAGCCCGGCGUUGUGGCAAACUCUGGACCCUGUUGGUGUACCGCUCGCAUUUGCCAGCAUUGACACGCAUCACGUCCCGCUGGUGCCAGAGGAAGUGGGCGACAAGGAGAUCGGUACUGCGACGUCGACAAGCCAGGGCCCGGACGUCGCACUGGUGGCCGUGCUUGUGCUGACGUCCAUUGCGAUGAUGUGCAUCGGCUGUUUGUGCAUCCGCCGUGUGCGUGCCGUACGCGCGUCCAAAUCACACAGCGAGACCCCGCUGGAGGAUUCCGCGGCGCAGGAAGCACUGGAUCGGGUCAAGCAGUUGGAGGCGAUUCUGGUGCCUGGUGGGUCUCAGGGCAGUGAAAAGGCUGGGAAAUCUCAGGUGGAGGAUUCCCAUGUGCCAGCUGAUCGACCGCAGACACCCGUGUCUCUUCAAGACCUCACACCCACACCAUCGCAGAGGAGUCACCUUCUGGUGUCUGGCCGGUUCAACAGCAGUCAAAAGAUGCGGUACAUGAAGCGGGUCAAGGAGUUGCUGGAUUCCAAAGGGGUGCCCACCUUCAUGGUCGAUGCAGGAGGAGCUGGCGGCACGUUUGGGGAUAAAACUGCUCUGGGCCUUUAUCGUGCCAAGGCGUUGCUGGCUUUCUGCACAGAGGACUAUGGGGCAAAGACGGGAGCGCAAUACGAGACGUACGUUGAGCUCAGGUACGCGCACCAGAAGCAGCUGCGCAUUAUUCCCAUUCGGCUCUGCGAAACCUACCCCCCACAGCCAGGGGAUGAAGAGGGUAGGGCUCAGAAUGAGCUGGUGCUGCAGACCGAUCUUGUCCGCAUCGAGGAUGUGGGCAUGCAAGACCCCGACCGGGUAGCCCAGGAGAUUUGGGAUGUCUUCGCUCCCGAGGUUUCCGUACGCGCUGAUCUGGAAGAGAAGGUGUCAUUCCACCUCGAUGACCAGCCUGCUCCUGCGAAUUCGGAGAGCUACGGACAUGGCGGAGGACCUCUGAUUCCCACGGCUGGGGCCGAGGCGAAUUUGGAGAGCUACGGACAUGGGGGACCUCUGAUUCCCACGGCCGGGGCCGAGGCUCCUGGCGCCCAAGAAGGGCCCAACGGGUUCAGCGGAUCGGAGGAUGAUGGUGGCGACCUGAGGCGUGCUGCGAAGCCCAUGAGAAUCGUGAUUGGGUUGUGA
Molecule: messenger RNA, 8316 nt
Organism: Symbiodinium sp. CCMP2592
Lineage: Eukaryota; Dinophyceae; Suessiales; Symbiodiniaceae
Source: the annotation of a GenBank genome assembly